CACACACUGCCUCUCUCUCUCUCUCUCUCUCUCUCUCUCACGAGCCAAAUGCGAUUUAAAAGCGCGCGCAGCCGCUGCACUGCGAGAUAAACAUACAAGGAAUUCAUGUUAUUAACAGAAUAACUUGUGGAUUUUACCCGUGAUCUUGGUCUCAUCAUGUUAAAAAAAUUCAAAGGUAUAAAGGAAUGACAGCAUAGAUAGUACAGAUAGUAAAUCUUCUGAAAUAAUUUGUAGGCAAGGAAAACAAACGAUGCGCAUGAUUUUACGCAUGAUUUUACGCAUCUAUCGUGUUUUCAGGUUUCUGAGUUAGUUGCUGUCUGUUUUUGUUUCCUCGUCGAUCAUUUUGCGCUCUUUUAAAAAGUAGUUCAAUUUAGACUUCAGACAUGUUGCCCUGUUUGUGGUUUAGGUGUCUGCUUCUUUUUUUGGACUAACAAGAUCUUUACGCACAGGAGAGAAGUGAUGCUGGAGGAACCGACAAAAUGCAGCAUGUGUUGCUGCACUAUGCUGAACAAAAUACUGAUGGUUGUCUUCAUGAUAUUACUGAUGUUUGGUAUAUGGUUUGGAAACUUGCUAACUUUGGCUGUGGUGUUCGGAACCAAACCUUUCCACACACCCCAGGGUUACCUGAAAGCCUCUUUAGCGGUGGCGGACUUGGCAGUGGGGAUUUUUGUGCUCCCUCUGUCCCUUUACGCAGAGCUUACACUCUUAUUGACGGGCGCAGCACCUGGCUGGACAGUGCGUAAUUCACAGUACACACCUUUCCACCCGUGCAGUUAUAUUGGCCCCGUGUUUGCAGGCUGCACUCUGGUUUCCAUCACUACAGUUUUCCUACUCACUAUUGAGCGCAGCAUUGCUGUCUUAAAACCUUUGCACAAAGAGGUCCUAAUAACAAGAAGACGAACGAGUAUGCUGAUCGUAUUUUCUUGGACGGGCAGUUUUUUCUUAGCACUAGCUCCUUUGAUUUUUAGCAAACAGAUCGCGUUGGAGUAUAACGCAUGCAGCAGAAUGUGCAACUACGCGUUAGAGGCUUAUGAGUUUCCUCCUCAGGCUUGGAAUAUUCUCUUACUUUUCCCAGCGUUUGAUUUUACUCUCCUCAUAGGGACUGUUGUUACAAACAUAAUAUCCUUCACUAAGAUCCGGCAUCAUUCAAGGAAAAGAAGGCGUCUGGCACAAGCGGGUUGCCAAAGUACAUCAGGACCAAGUUUCUCUGACAUUAAGGCAGCAAAAACAAUCGGCGCGCUCACGCUGGUCUUCACCGUCUCCUUCACUCCCGUGGCGGUGUUUGUAGUAGGAAACGUUACCGGAAACGAAUGGUGCAAUUUCUCGUUUUUUGCUUUUUGGACUUUGGCUGCAAGCAGUUGCUGGAACGUCAUUAUUUACAGCGUGAGGGACCAAAAGUUCAGAAUCCGAGCGCGUCAGCUUCUCGUGUUGUCGAAAAGAAAACAUUCACCCUGAGACCACGCUGUACAAUCAGGACCUUUAUUAUGGCCAUGUAAACAUUAACGCACACUUUGUGUCAUUUACAGCCUUCCACACAUUUCACAGUAAACUGCUCCUGUGAAACAGGAUGUGUAAUGAUGUGCACAAUGUCUAAUGAUGAUGCAACCGGCUACUGAGUGUAAUUGCUGUGAGAACCCUGAUUCAUCUGAUGAGUGAGUAUUUCAGUAGGGCUACUAAUGAAUCAUGACAUUCACAAUCCAACAAACACCAUCCAGGACAAUUUGUACAUAAACGCUUCUUUGGUAUGUUAUAUUACACGUUUAUGGGAAAACAUCAAAUUCAGUACAAUCUCCUUCACUUGAUGAAUGUAAUAAUAUUCAGCUUUGUUUUUUCUUGUACACAAUAGCCAACCUUUUUAUAUUAUAUACAGUAUGUGUACAUUCUUAUUACUGAUGUUGCCUUGUUUUGCUGUACUUAUAGUCCAAGCUCAAUUUGGAAUGUAACAGUCUACUGUGUUAUGAUUGAAAAAUAAUUCUGUUUUUCUCCCUUCUACUAAUCAUUAGAUAUGUCUGAUGCCUGAUUUGACUUUCAUCUUAUAUUUACUAAUAUUGUCCUCGUAUAGGAUGCUUGUUCUAUACCAGUCCUGAAUUUUUUUAUACUUUCAUUAUAUAUUCGUACAAAAUUUUAACAAGGUUAUUUUUAGAUCCUAACCAAUUUAUACUAGAACUGCAUUGUCUUUGAUGUUUGAUUUUCUUUACUGUAGUCCAUA
Molecule: messenger RNA, 2209 nt
Organism: Tachysurus vachellii
Lineage: Eukaryota; Metazoa; Chordata; Actinopteri; Siluriformes; Bagridae
Product: beta-2 adrenergic receptor
Exons: 1
Coding region: 460-1455 (331 amino acids)
Biological process (GO): G protein-coupled receptor signaling pathway
Cellular component (GO): membrane
Molecular function (GO): G protein-coupled receptor activity
Source: RefSeq, a predicted model, not a curated record